This is a messenger RNA of Dimorphilus gyrociliatus, 2147 nucleotides long. The record is from the annotation of a GenBank genome assembly. NCBI's taxonomy places the organism in Eukaryota, Metazoa, Annelida, Polychaeta, Dinophilidae.
AUACCAGUUUUUGCUCCCUGCAGACGACGGGUGGCCAUACUUGUUUACAUCAGUGUAAGUACAAACUUUUUUGUCUCUCCCUGCCCAUGUCGAAUACAUUUUACAACUUAUACAAUAUGCAACUAAGCAUUUAAAUAUAAUAGAAUUGGUAUAUAGUUAAUUUAAUAUCGUACACUUGAGAUAAUAUAGUGUUAUCGUAAAUAACGAACAGUCGCCCUCCAACUCGCUGCUCGUCGGACGAGACAUUUUUGGUGUAAGUUUAAAAUAAAGUUUUUUCAGAAACUAUGGGGAAUAACAGCGGUAAAAGAAGUCUGUCUCAAUCGACAGACGACAGCGUUAUCAGAGAAGAUGAAAACUGGAUGAAAGAUGUAGACAGUGAAGCAAAUCAUCCUAACCUCGCUCCUUAUUCAAACCUGACUGCUGAAGAGAAUGACUUCGAACCUAAAAGGAGAGUAAGAGCUAGCACUUUGAGCUCAACAGUGAAUAUUGACAAGAAAAAACUGCCCACUGUCUUUAAAUGGGAAGGCGGAGGAAAAAAUGUAUUCAUUUCUGGCUCAUUUAAUAGUUGGAAGAAGAAAAUAUCUAUGGUCAAGAGCACUGGAGACUUUUAUGCAAUUAUAGAUCUUCCUGAAGGCACUCACCAGUACAAGUUUUAUGUUGACGGACAAUGGCUAUGCGAUUCCAAAGAGCAAAAAACAGAAAGUGAUUUGGGUACAGAAAACAAUAUAGUGACAGUUCGAGCUUCAGAUUUCGAAGUAUUUGAAGCUUUGGCAACGGACAGUGUCAACUCCGGUCAGAACCGAGGGACAGGCCGGCAUUAUAGCAAAGAUGAAGUUACCGGCUCGCCUCCUGGUGAUUAUUCUCAGGAAGUUCCCCCCCGACAUUCAUCCCAUGGUUUCUCCCAUAGUGGACCUCCGAUACUACCCCCUCACCUACUACAGGUGAUCUUAAAUAAGGAAAUACCAGUACAUUGUGAGCCAACUCUGUUGCCUGAACCGAACCACGUUAUGUUAAAUCACCUUUAUGCGUUAUCAAUCAAGGAAUCGAAACCUGAUUUGAAAAAAAUAAGAAAAGAAGCAAAGGAACGUAAAAGGAAAUGGAAAGAAGAAAAACUAAUAAAACGCUUAGAAAAGAGAAAGAAACGUGAAGAAACAGAGCAGAUAAAUAAAUUGGAAGAAGAAAGUAAACUAAAAAAAAAAGAGAAUUGUUAUACAGUCAGCAUAGCUUUGCCUGGUUCUAUACUAGAUAAUGCUCAAUCACCUGAAUUAAGAACCUAUUUAGCCGGUCAGAUUGCCCGUUCGGCCGCUAUAUUUAAUGUAAAUGAAAUUAUAAUAUUUGAUGAAGUUGGUAAAGCUGCUUUGACCACUGAAGGAACUUUUGAAGGCAUUGGGAAAAGCACAAAAACAUCCAACUGUAACAUUCAAUUAGCAAGAAUUCUUCAAUAUCUUGAAUGUCCGCAAUAUCUACGAAAAAAUUUCUUUCCUGUUCAUGAAGAUUUAAAAUAUGCUGGUCUUCUAAAUCCUUUAGAUUCAGUUCAUCAUUAUAGAAGUGAAGAUGACGCUACUUAUAGAGAAGGAGUAGUUACUAAAAUGAAAGUUAAAGAAGAUAAAGGCUCUCUAGUUGACGUCGGAUUAGAGAAAUUAGUAAGAAUUGACAAACAGCUAGAUCCAGGAUUCCGCGUAACUGUUCGAUUAGAUAAAACAACGAUGGAUAAUAAGAAGCCAAGAGGUGUUGUCGUUUCUCCUGAUGAACCAAGAGAAUUAGGUAAUUUAUACUGGGGCUAUUCAGUUAGGCUUGCUCCAAAUCUUUCAUCCGUUCUUAUUAAAUCCCCAUAUAAGGGCGGUUACGACUUAGUAAUUGGAACAUCAGAUAAAGGAGAUAGUAUUGAUCGUUUUGAACCAGAAGAAAAUUUUAAACAUGCUCUUAUCGUUUUCGGUGGACUAAAAGGACUUGAGGCAAGUCUUGAAUCUGACGAAAAGUUAACAGUAGGAGAUCCUAGAGAACUUUUUGAAUAUUAUGUAAAUGUUUGUCCUUAUCAAGGAUCAAGGACGAUACGAACUGAGGAGGCUCUCUUAAUCGCCCUUAGCGCAAUUCGUCCUAAAUUAGCAAUGAGUAAACUUAAGUUAACAGAAAACUCGAAUGAUUAA